CUGAUUGCUCCAGUGUGGCGGGGGGGAGUAGAUAGUGUCUUCGAUGUUAGAGCUUCCCCCCCACACUUACUGCCCCCCCUCUAGGAAUGGGGUCGGUGGGUGAAUGAGAGGGGAAGCAUUUCCAAGGGCAGUCAUUGUUAAAUUAAGCGCCUGUCAAUGUAGGCGCCUUGUUUUAUGAUUAUUUUCAAAUCAUUUUUUUAAACAACGACAACAACUGCCCUCAAAACAUGGGAUACCUUUCUAAGGAAUAAAAUAGCCCUCGUAUUCGGGCGGUAGUGACACUACGCCUGUCUGCCUCCCUGCCCCCCAGCAGUGCGGGUGGUGGUGGUGGAGGAGGAGUGAAAAGGGGAGCGAGUGGUGGGAGAGCCUGGGAAGAAAUGGAGGGACCCUCCGGGAGCUCCUCAGAAGAAGGGGACCUGGCUCUUUACACUGUCAAGCAUGAGCUGACGAACGCAAACUUCACAGGCCACAUAGAGAAGGUGGGCAUUGAGAACUUUGAACUGCUGAAAGUUCUUGGGACAGGAGCCUAUGGGAAGGUAUUUCUGGUGAGGAAAAUAAGUGGUCAUGAUGCUGGCAAGCUGUAUGCCAUGAAGGUUUUGAAAAAAGCAACAAUAAUUCAAAAAGCCAAAACAACUGAGCAUACAAAGACUGAACGACAAGUACUAGAACAUAUACGACAGUCUCCAUUUUUGGUCACUUUGCGUUAUGCUUUUCAGACGGACACAAAACUUCAUCUUAUUCUGGAUUACAUAAAUGGAGGAGAACUUUUUACCCAUCUUUCACAAAGAGAGAGAUUUACUGAAGAUGAGGUACGAAUAUACAUUGGGGAGAUUGUAUUGGCACUUGAACACCUACACAAGUUGGGAAUUAUAUAUCGUGAUAUAAAACUUGAGAAUAUUCUUCUUGAUUCUGAUGGGCAUGUGGUACUGACUGACUUUGGCUUGAGUAAAGAGUUUGUUAGUGAUGAAAAUGAGAGAGCAUAUUCCUUCUGUGGAACUAUAGAAUAUAUGGCUCCAGAUAUUAUCAAAGGAGGGGAGACAGGACAUGAUAAAGCUGUUGAUUGGUGGAGUCUAGGUGUUCUUAUGUAUGAAUUGUUAACUGGAGCAUCACCCUUUACAGUUGAUGGGGAGAGAAACUCACAAGCUGAGAUAUCUAGGAGAAUAUUAAAAAGCGAACCUCCCUACCCUCAAGAAAUGACUGCUCUAGCCAAAGAUAUAAUUCAGCGUCUUCUGAUGAAAGAUCCCAAAAAAAGACUGGGCUGUUGUUCAAAUGGUGCUGAUGAAAUCAAACAGCAUCCCUUCUUCCAGAAACUAAAUUGGAAUGACUUGGCUGCCAAAAGAGUGCCAGCUCCAUUUAAACCAGUAAUUCGUGAUGAAUUGGAUGUUAGUAACUUUGCAGAGGAGUUUACAGAAAUGGACCCAACAUAUUCACCAGCAACCACACCACAGGCUGCAGAUAAGCUUUUCCAGGGAUACUCCUUUGUUGCUCCUUCUAUUUUAUUCAAACGCAAUGCAGCCACUAUUGAUCCUGUUCAUUUUCUGACAGAAGUUGACCGACCUGGAGUUGCAAGUAUUGCCAGAAGUGCUAUGAUGAAGGAUUCUUCCUUUUAUCUUCACUAUGAAAUGGACCUGAAAGAAAAACCACUAGGAGAAGGAAGUUUUUCCAUCUGUCGAAAAUGCUUACACAAGAAAACUAGCCAAGAAUAUGCAGUAAAAAUAAUAAGUAAAAGGCUAGAAGCCAACACUCAGAGAGAAAUAACAGCUUUAAAACUUUGUGAAGGACAUCCCAAUGUUGUGAAGCUCCAUGAAGUUUAUCAUGAUCAGCUCCACACUUUUCUAGUAAUGGAACUACUGAAAGGAGGAGAAUUACUUGAACGUAUCCAGAAAAAGAGGCACUUCAGUGAAACUGAAGCUAGUAAUAUAAUGCGCAGACUUGUUUCAGCAGUGAGCCACAUGCAUGAUGUAGGAGUAGUCCACAGAGACUUAAAACCUGAGAAUUUAAUAUUUAUAGAUGAAAAUGAUAAUUCUGAAAUAAAAAUAAUUGAUUUUGGAUUUGCCCGCUUAAAACCACCUGAUAAUCAGCCUCUUAAGACGCCAUGUUUUACUCUUCAUUAUGCUGCACCCGAGCUCUUAAAUCAUAAUGGUUAUGAUGAAUCAUGUGAUCUCUGGAGUUUGGGAGUCAUUUUGUUUACAAUGCUCUCAGGACAAAUACCCUUCCAAUCUCAAGAUAAAAAUAUAACAUGCACAAGUGCAUUGGAAAUUAUGAAGAAAAUUAAAAGAGGAGAGUUUUCUUUUGAAGGAGAAGCUUGGAAGAGUGUUUCUCAGGAAGCUAAAGAUUUAAUACAAGGACUUCUUACAGUGGAUCCAAAUAAGAGAAUUAAAAUGACCAGUUUGAGAUACAAUGAAUGGCUUCAAGAUGGUAGCCAACUAUCAUCCAACCCAUUAAUGACUCCAGACAAUUUAGGAUCUUCAGCAGCUGCUGUUAACACUUAUGUCAAAGCAACCUUUAAUGCCUUUAACAAGUACAAGAGGGAAGGAUUUUGCCUGCAAAAUGUUGACAAGGCACCUCUUGCAAAAAGGAGGAAGAUGAAAAAAACAAGUACAAGUACAGAGACUCGCAGUAGUUCCAGUGAAAGUUCUCAUUCUUCCUCUUCUCAUUCACAUGGUAAAACUACUCCUACCAAGACUCUGCAACCAACAAAUCCUACAGACAGCCAUAAUCCAGAGAGCAUCUUCCAAUUCUCUGACUGAAUAACAGAUUUGCUCUGUUGAACAAUUCAGUGGGUAUAACUUGCUGACAUAAGUGCUUCUUUAAACAUAGUAAUAUAUAUUGAGUGGAAUUCACUGGUGUCCUUUCAUUCAUGGAAUGACUUUUGAUCCAAAAGGGGAGGAGAAGUGAGUUUUGACUGCUUCCUUUCAGCCUUCCACUCCACCUUUAAACCUUGUUCUAGAGGGUCCUCCAACUCUCUGGAUUAGAUUUAGGGGUGAGGGCUCUGAGGGAGAGGGGCAAUUGGCAAAAAUCCUCCAGUGAGCACAAGGGCACAGACAGAGCUGGCCCCAGGCAUGCCGGGGCCCUUGGGCACCAGCCUGCCUCAGGCCUCGGCACUCUCCUUCUGUGAUUUGCGGCAGUAUUGGUACCGCAGAUCGCAGGGCAGGAGCUUCCAAGCCACCCGCCAUUCCCUUGCUCAACCUCCCUUUCUGCUUUUGCAGCUGUGCACGGUGUGUACGCAGGGUUGCCAUCAAUCAAGAUGGCAGCCAAGGUUUCCAUAAGGGGCUGAAGCCUGUGCCACCAUCUUGGUUGAUGGCACGCAUGUGUGCUACACGUGUGUAUUCCCUUAGGGAAACCUUGGCCACCAUCUUGGUUAAUGGUAACCCUGUGCGCACAGUGCGCGCAGCUGCAAAAAACAGCACAGAGAAAGGUAGGUGGAGCGGGGGAAUGGCGGGCAGCCUGGAAGCUCCUGCCCUGUGAUCCGCGGCAGCAAUCCUGCUAUGGAUUGUGGAAGGGGAGUGCAGGGGGCCCUGUAGCUGCAGGGGCCCUCAGCCAGGGCCCCAUCUGGCCACCCUUUAGAGCCAGCCCUGGGCACAGAUUGGAUUCUACCCACAGCUUAUAAAUUCUUGCAUUAAGCACACAUUUUCACAAACUUUCUAAUUUUCCAUUUCAGUCCUAGUUCAAGAUAGGACAUGUUAAAAUACUGCUGUGACUAUAGCCAAAACUGAAGCUAAUGAACAAAGCUUGCAGUCCAGUGAGGUAACUGCACAUGCAAACAGGGCUUUUUCAUUGCCAGCUAAGGAAAUUAAAAGAGUUCCAUAAAUGUAAUAACUGUUUACUAGCAAUUACAGCUCUGUGUGCAUGCAGACAUCUUAAUUAGGGGUGGCUUUCUUUGAUUAUUUAUGUACAUUAGAAAGAUGGCAAAAUGAUAUGACCAGUGCUGAAACUUAGUGGCCAGGAUCAAAAAAAGCUGCUUUCAUAUAUGCAGCAGCUCUCUUCCUUAUGCAGGUUUCCUGCAAACGGAAAAUCAAGCCACAAAGAAAGGUCAUUUUCAGCAUGUGAAAUGGAUGCAUGAAUCCUUGCACAAAAUACAUGCAACACUUUCACUAUUCAGGGCUUGGCAACUAGAAUGCAGAACUGUAUGAUUUCUUCUAUAGAUUUUGGCCAUUUUUGUUUUCAUAUUUUGAAAGAUUAUUUGGGUGGUUAAUAGCUUCAUAAUACUUGUAAAAGGAGCCUGCUGGUUUUCUUAAACUUUUAAUACUAAAAACAUGUAAAGAUUUUCUGAACAAAUAUUUAUGCCUACUUUCUAAACAUAAAAAUUAGCUUCUGUUAAGUGAGAAUUAUCUGUGGGUCCAAAAACUGAGCAUGCUGCGAUGCAUAAUAUCUUUGACAGUUUGCUAUCUUGUUAUAGCAUAACAUUCAGAGGUUUUUAUGAUACAUAAUGUGUCCACAUUAUUUAGUUCACCUAUAAUUGCAUUUGAUGAGUAACUGAACAAUGUGACAAAUGCCUUUUGGAGAUGCUGUGUAAUGUGCUCUAGUAACUUCAGUGAGAAUUGUGAACUUAUUGCAUCAUUCCACUUGCAAUAUUAAGCUUUCAUUUUCUUGCCAUGAUUUCCAUACCUGUAUGCAAUACUCUUCAGAUUUUGCUCCUCUCUGGGGCACGUUUUAACUUUAAACCAUUUAUGCAUUGGUAAAACUAAAGGGACAUUCUAUCAAACACUGUGCUUCACAUUUAUUCACUGUGUUGUACUACAGUGAGAUUUCCUACUGUAGUUGUAAUAUAUUUGGAAUUGUAAAUGUGACUCUUACCGAUGCAUUUGAAAUGGUAAUAUCUUUCAUUUUGAAGCAUAAUAUCUCAAUAUAUGCAGAGCACUUUUACAGCUCCUGUGCUCAAGUCCUGCAAAAGGUUAUUGAGCAAUCCUGUUGUGAACUCAUUGGGGUAAUUUGUGUAAAGUUAAACUCAUGCAUAGAUAUUUGCAUAAACAGAGAACAGCUGGCAGAUUUUAAAAACACAUUGCUGCAUUGUAGAAUAAACUAAACCCAAAUCCUAUGCAAUAUAUAUAUAUAAUAUCCAUUUUCCUAUAAAUGGCAUGUUUACAUAGUUGCAUCUAUCAGAAGUGUUUUAAGAAACCUAAUGCAGAUGUACCUAUGGAAACCGAUGGAAUCCUGGAAAUAAAAUGUUUUAAUGUGAUUGGUAGUAUUUUCAUCAGGAAUGAGAUAAGUGGUCCAAGAAGUAUUUUUUGUAUGGCUUACUAGAUUCUUUUUAGCAUUCUUGCAAUCUAGUCAUUUAGGGAAAAAUUAUGAUUCUAGCCCUUGUUGUAAAAGUAACCUUGAAAAAUAUAGUGACAGACACAGAAGACUUGUAAUCUGGCACCAGACCAAUGUGACUUUAUGCAUGUUUGUUAAUGCAUGCUUACCUAGAAAUAAAACUUAGUGAGUUCAGUGAUGCUUACUGCCUAGCAAGGGUUAUAGGAUGCUUUACAACCAUAAUUGCUGUGUCUUUUGAGGUGGCUAAAGUGAUAUAAUCAUUUUGAAAUCCUAAUUUGAGUUUAUAGAGUUUUUAAUUCCAAAUAUACAGCACAGAACUAACACAGCUUGUUUACCAGAUGUGCCUUGGCUUCCACACUGUGUUUAGGAACUUAAAUUAUGCCUGCAGUCUAUGUAAAUAAGAACAGGACAGAAGUUUGCAUUAAUUAUUUUAAUUAAAAAAGACAGGUCAGUUGACACACUUACAUGUUUCCAGUAUGGCUCUGGUGCUAAAGGAGCUGAACACCUUUGAGUCUGAGGUUUUUACAGUUUAGUGACAUAAAUUACUUAGGCUGCAGUCUUGUGCACACUUAUUUGUAAGUAAGCCCCACUGAAUUCAGUGGGACUUAAUUCUGAGUAAAUAUGCAUCAGAUUGUGCUGUUAAUUGAAUACUUUGAGAUAAGUUAUAGCAAAGGGUUGUAUUCAACAUAGUACUAAGGUGAACAUUCCAUUAAGUGCAAUCCUUGGGCAACAGAACUUUUGCCCCUGCACACCCCCAUAGUCUGUACUGGGGGUUCUCCCAACCUCCUCUGGAGCAGUUUUGGGGUUGACGUGGGGCACAUGCAAAGGAGGGUAGGGGGGAAUCCUGUUGUACCAGCACAAUUUCAUUGAAUAUCGACUAAAGUUUCUAAGCUGAUGGAAUAUUUGAAAGCUUGUAUUGCUUAGGUUAUUGUGACCUCUACAUUUUAAAAUUUUAUGUGACGAUAGCACACACAGCUUAAAGUGUUUGUUAAUUAUAUAAUCCUAUGCCAACUUUAAAUUCAGAUUGAGAAUAUGCCCUAUAUAAUGAAACAUUUUCUCUCUGGCUAAAUGAUUAUGCAAAUUGCAUACAAAUGUCUUGCUAUACUUUUAUCAGUUUUCCAUUUCACUAUGAAGAUUGAAUUAAGUAUCUGCUUUUAAAUAAAAUCUCAGUGGUUCUGCAGAUUAAACUAUAAUACAAUGAGCCCUGAUUUGCACUUAUAUGUAGUUUAAAACAAUUUAAAACAAUUUUUAAAAAGUAUUUAGUAACCUUGAAGGAAAUCCAAAUAAAUGGUGUUUUAUAUUCGAAUAGCUUCAUUAAUAUUUGGCAGAACUUCAUAAAAUGCACAGAGUAAAGUAAUGAUUUAAUUUCUCAGGAAAAGGGAGAGUUUAUAUUUCCAUUGUUCUUUUGAACAGGCAGCUAUCAAGAAAACUCACCAAAUUAUUGUACUCUUUGGAGCAGAUAUUAUUUGAUACAUACAUAAAUGGGUGUAGAGCAUAACUUUCAUUAUUAAUAUUAAUAAUUAUUAAUAUUCAAAAAGACAUGUUGAUUUUAAAAUGUUGAAUGUGCAGACUGUAUACUUUUAUCUGUUACCUGUCAGACAGGUAUAAUAUGUUAGCUAGAGAAAGUAGUACAAUGAUAGUGAUCAGAAAUUAAUUAUAUGUUACUUAUAUCUCAUAAUUUAUCAGUUUGAUAAAACUUUAUUUCUUGUGGUUAAUAGAGCAAAUACUAAAAAAAGUGACACAAAUAUUUUCUUAUGUCUUAGUCCUGUUUAGUGUUUAGCCUGGCAGGUAAUGUCCACAGUGCAACACAACUGGGGAUUAGAAUCAUAGAAUAGUAGAGUUGGAAGGGGCCUACAAGGCCAUUGAGUCCAACCCCCUGCUCAAUGCAGGAAUCCAAAUCAAAGCAUUCCCAACAGAUGGCUCCUGCUGACGGCUCCUUUCUGUGGCUAAUUUGUUAAUUAAAUCUCUUGGACACCAAUAUACUUGGUGCAAUAUUAUUCUGGUGAUUUUCCACUCUGGAAGCUUUUGCCACUUUUGACAGGAAUAGAAUGCUGUUUCUGUUGCCAUAGUGGUGCUUAGUACCUCUAGAUCCCAGUUUUCAAUAUGCACUUAACUUGCAGGAUUGUAGAGGCAAAAAAGAUGUGAAAGUAAUUUAUUCCAGCUUUCCAUACUGAGCCAGAAUUCUUCCAUCUCCAGUCAUUACCAUCAUUGGAUGGAGCUGGGCAGAGAUGGAGCAAAAUGUUUAUCAUGACUGAUAUACUUCUAAAAUGAGGAAUCAGUUUAAUCAUACAAAGGAAGCUGCUGCAUUCUGGUACAUCUCAUUUUUAGAAAAAACAGUUUUAUAUAUUUAGGUAGAAAAUCUCUCUUUUUGAUCCAGUGAGAUUGGAUCCAGACUUGCUGUUCCAUGAAUGGAAGGUACUUGGAUCCAGCUGAAAAUCUGGGGAGAGGCAAUUUUCACCCAUUUUGCUUUCCCUCAAAUGCCCCUGCCCAUUGCUACCUGCUCCAAAAGGUCCCCCAGUCCUCCAGAGCAGAUUUCCAGGGAGCAUAGGGGGCUGCAGGGGGAAGGUGGGGAAUCAAUGAAAAUCACCUUGUGCCUGUGGGAGAAUUCUGGUCUGGGCAAAUCUGGGACCUACCUGAUGGGGUGGUUAGAUAUAACAACCAAAGAUAAAAUGAGAACCCCAAAAUUUAAUAUUUGCCAUAAUUAAUGGGUUUUUCUACCAAAAUAAGGAGUGUAAUGAGUCAGAUAUUCGUAGCUUAAGUAUAUGUAAUUUUCUGACACUUCUUUAUCGUAAGGUUUAUAUAGCUACAAAAGUGCUAAUGUUGAUUUGUGGCAUGUAGCAGAAUAGUUUUGUGUGCAGAACUGCUCCUCUCAAUUGGUUUUCUGUCCUUUAUCGUUUAAUGUUUUUAGGGUAUAUACACUUAACUGGGAGUCAACCCCAUUGUGAACCCAGUGAGAUUUAUUUCUGAGUAGAUACUUAUAGGAUUGUGCUAUUAAUUUUAUAAAAUGGAUAUCCCUAAUCCUUUAUAGUUAACUGAAUGUUUGAGAAUUUAUUUACAUAAGAAUCUCCCUUUAUAAUAACUUAGUGGCCCAGUUCUUUCUACUCUGAAUGGCUGUAGAUCUCUGAGAUCUAAGGCAAGGGUCUCUCCCAGUCUUGCUACCAGAGAUCCUUUUAACUAAGUUGGGACCCUCCCAUUCUAAAUAAAGUAUGGUUUUAGAGCAAGGUGUUACUCAAUUGUGACACUGAUGUAUAACAGUUUACAAAAGAGUGGUGAUAUGGUAAGUGAUAUAAUAAAUUUAACAACUCCAGAAUUCUUAUUAUAGACACCCAAUUUGUUGUUGUUGUUAUGUGCCUUCAAGUCGAUUACGACUUAUGGUGACCCUAUGAAUCAGUGACCUCCAAGAGCAUCUGUCAUGAACUAUCCUGUUCAGAUCUUGUAAGUUCAGCUCUGUGGCUUGCUUUAUGGAAUCAAUCCAUCUCUUGUUUGGCCUUCCUCUUUUUCUUCUCCCUUCUGUUUUUCCCAGCAUUAUUCUCUUCCCUUGUGAAUCAUGUCUUCUUAUUAUGUGUCCAAAGUAUGAUAGCCUCUGUUUCAUCAUUUUAGCUUCUAGUGACAAUUCUGGUUUAAUUUGUUCUGACACCCAGUUAUUUGUCUUUUUCGCAGUCCAUGGUAUAUGCAAAGCUCUCCUCCAACAUCACAUUUCAACUGGGUUGAUUUUUCUCUUAUCCGCUUUUUUCACUGUCCAACUUUCACAUCCAUACAUAGAGAUCGGGAAUACCAUGGUCUGAAUGAUCCUGACUUUAGUGUUCAGUGAUACAUCUUUGCAUUGAGGACCUUUUCUAGUUCUCUCAUAGCUGCCCUCCCCAGUCCUAGCCUUCUUCUGAUUUCUUGACUAUUGUCUCCAUUUUGGUUAAUGACUGUGCUGAGGUAUUGAUAAUCCUUGACAAGUUCAAUGUCCUCAUUGUCAACUUUAAAGUUACAUAAAUCUUCUGUUAUUACUUUAGGCUUUUUGACGUUCAACUGUAGUUCUGCUUUUGUGCUUUCCUCUGUCAUCAGCAUUCGUUUCAAAUCAUUACUGGUUUCUGCUAGUAGUAUGGUAUCGUCUGCAUAUCUUAAAUUAUUGAUAUUUCUCCCUCCAAUUUUCACACCUCCAUCUUGGUCCAAUCCCGCUUUCCGUAUGAUAUGUUCUGCAUAUAGAUUAAACAAAUAGGGUGAUAAAAUACACCCCUGUCUCACACCCUUUCUGAUGGGGAACCAAUCAGUUUCUCCAUAUUCUGUCCUUACAGUAGCCUCUUGUCCGGAGUAUAGGUUGUGCAUCAGGACAAUCAGAUGCUGUGGCACCCCCAUUUCUUUUAAAGCAUUCCAUAGUUUUUCAUGAUGUACACAGUCAAAGGCUUUGCUGUAACCUAUAAAGCACAGGGUGAUUUCCUUCUGACAUUCCUUGGUCCUUUCCAUUAUCCAACGUAUGUUUGUGAUAUGAUCUCUGGUGCCUCUUCCUUUUCUAAAUCCAGCUUGGACAUCUGGCAUUUCUUGCUCCAUGUAUGGUAAGAGCCUUUGUUGUAGAAUCUUGAGCAUUACUUUACUUGCAUGUGAUAUUAAGGCAAUAAUUCGAUCAUUACUGCAUUCCCUGGGAUCCCCUUUCUUUGGAAUUGGGAUGUAUAUGGAAUGCUUCCAGUCUGUGGGCCAUUGUUUAGUUUUCCAUAUUUCUUGACAAUUUUUGGUCAAAAUGUGGACAGAUUCAUUCUCAGUAAAGUGUAGCAACUCUAAUGGUAUGCCAUCUGUUCCUGGUGAUUUUUUUCUUCCAAGUAUUUUAAGGACAGCUUUCACCUCACAUUAUAAAAUUUCUAAAUUCUAAGAUUGACACCCAAUAGUUACAUUUAAGUCUCUUUCUCUUAUCAAACUAUAAUUGUAAGCAUAUUGUUUGGUAGAUGUUAAAAAUAUUCACUAAUUAGCAUCAAACAUAUCUAGCUAGAGAUCUCAAAUAUAACAAAUAUAAAUAUUUUACAAAUGAUAAGGCCAGAUCUUUUAUGCUAUUGUAGCACAAAAGGUGUGAACUGAAAGAUCUAGGGAUAAAAUGUACAAUAAGCAUUCACUGAUAUAUUUUUAGAAGUUUAGGGGGAAGACAUGUUUAAAAAGUACUUUCUGUUGUUAAAUCCAAGAAAUCCUCUUGGUGGUUUGGCCAUUUCAAUUAUAUAAUGUCCUCUUAUAAUAGCUGUUCUUUAGGCUGCCUUAAUAGUACAUUCCAUACAAUCUGGUAUUAUUAUUCUGCUGCCUCUCUCUGUGACUGACACUGCACACUUACGCAAACCUGCUCUGCAGAAUAAGGGGGCCUUUUGGAACAGUGAAGGAGGUAGCAUAAACAGGAUGGACCAAUCUCCUGAGGAAAUCUCAGCCCAUUGGAUGGGGAGGAUUAAAGAUCCAUGCCUUGAGGGGAUUGAUUUAGGAUGAUAGACAUCCAUUUCAUCACUCUGCCCCACACUUUUUUCCUCUUAGGAAAACCAUUAACCAAUCUUGAGUGCGCUAAAUUCCCCUGGUAAGAUUCUUAGAUAGCUGCUGUGUAAUAAAGGUUUGACAUGUGUUCAUUUCCUUGCACUUCCAGGGUGGGUAUGUAUUGAGGGAGGAACUUUCAGUUGGAUCCGACUUCUACUAGAGGAAGAGAGAAAGUGAUUUUUGUCUGUUUCCCUUCCCUCUGCAGUCCCCACUGCAACUUCUCAUGCUGUUCUGGAGGGACUUCCAACCCUCCAGAGCAGCUUUUGGAAGGGGGUACAAGGUGAAGGGGAUCAGUGAAAACCACUUCCUUUCCUCCAGCAGGAGUAUCCACCCACAAGUAGCCUCUGUGUUUUGUCUUGUUGUCUACCAAUGAAGGAUGCUGAUUGUUCUAAAGAAAUAGUUAAAAGGAUAUUUCUUUGUGGGGUGGGGACUUGGGUUGGCAAAGAUUUAAAUUUUUCAUGAUUAUGCCAAAAUCAAAUUUCAGUUUCUUAGUACUAGUUAAUCCUGCUGAAAACUAUGUUCUGAGUUGUGCUAAUGAUACUGGCAACAGAGAGUUUUGUGCGGAAUGCAAUGAAGAAAGUCAGCGGUGUUACAUUAACAAUUCAAUAAUUUAUAUAUAUAUAUAAUUGAAUAGUUAAUGUAACACUUCUGAUAUAUAUAUUAUAAGGCACAACACUGUGGGAGACACAUCAGCAGGGGGGGAAAAGGGAGACAAUGUGUUUCCAUGUCAAAACUGAUAAAGACCUGGUUUUUCACUUAAAUACUACACUUGCAUCACCCUCACUCCAGCAUCACUUCUACAAUAUGGAAUAAGGGAGUUAAUCUUUCUGCAAGAAUGAUAUGCAACUGUUGCAGCAUUUUAACUUUUAUUUAUUUUGGUGGUGGAAGAAAACAGGAUAUAUCAGUGACAUUGUAUUUGUUUUGCACAACGGAAUACAUGUAUCCAGCACAUUAAACAAAAAAUAAUCAGUACAAGUUCAUAGUAAAGGAAGGGUAAUUGGGAGAUGGAUGUGUAACAUUGCCAGUGAUGUUAUAGAUGCUUCUGAUAUUUAUAUAAUCCCAUUCCUCAAACCACUUGCUGUGACAAUGGAAAUGCUCAACUGAGAAAUAGUUACAUUUCCCCAGUAAGAAGAUACUGCAGUGUGAUACUGGAAAAAGUGACAUCCCCAUAACCAAUUGCCAGUAUAAGAAUGAAAUCUGUUCCUGAGAAACUAUAAAAAUGUUUGAAAGAGCUUUUGUCUUAAGAUGGGGUUCUGUAAAUAAGUUUUAGGAAGUCAAUUCAAAUGUUUUGUAUAGUAAUGAAUAAGCAAAUGGUUUAGUGCUUUAUUAAGGGAUAUUUUGAAGUGUUCUUUUGGGGUAGAGCUUUUAAAUCCUAUGCUUUUUCUGUCCCAUCAGUAAUUCUUUUUUAUGCAUACUAAUUGUUACUGUGUUGUCCAUACCUUAGAGUUCUGCUUCCUAUAUGUUUAAAUUCUGAUAAUAGAGCCAGUGUAGUGUAGUGGUUAAGGGCAGGGCUGUGGAGUCGGUACGCCAGACCUUCGACUCCUCUAUUUUUCUACUGUCCGACUCCGACUCCUUCAUAAAUGGCAAAUGUAUAUUAACUAGUAAUAACAAAUUUACUGUAGUAAAAUGGUAGCAGAAGGCAUUUCAUCACCAACACGUGAAUCCAGAGCUUGGAAAAGUUACUUUUUAAAACUACAACUCCCAUCAGCCCCAGGGAUUGGGCUCGCGGGAGUUGUAGUUCAAAUGUACCAACUCUGACUCCACCCAAAAUUGCUCACGACUCCGACUCCAUGACUCCGACUCCACAGCCCUGGUUAAGGGGUUGGACUACAACCUGGGAGACCAGGGUUCGAAUCCCCACACAGCCAUGAAGUUCACUGGAUGACCUUGGGCCAGUCACUGCCUCAGCCUCAGAGGAAGGCAAUGGCAAAACCACCUCUGAAUACCGCUGACCAUGAAAACCCUAUUCAUAGAGUCACCAUAAGUCAGAAUCGACUUGAAGGCAGCAUGUUUCAUUUCUUCAACUUUAAAAGAGCAGGACAUGCAUAACCACCCCAUCCAGCACAGAUUAUCUGUGUAGGGAAGCAGGCUUCUGCAUGCAUAGACAUAUAGAUACAGAUAUCCUGUCAUAUGAUGGUGCUCAUCAUUGACUGAUUAUACUGGCUGGGCAUUUUUUUUAACGUGGAUGGGCAUACAUGCUUUCUUAGAUUACCUUCUUCUUUGAGGACAUUGACGUAAAUUUGAAAGAGACCUUUAUGUCCUUUAAUCUUCAUGUACUGAUGUUUUCUGAACAUAUUGUUAUUUCAUGUCUUCCUUUUCCUCAGAAAAUGUGUUUUGUCUUGUUUAGGCUAUCCCUUGAGAGCGACUCCAGUGUUUUGUACUGUUGCAUUCUUCAGAGCAUGUGCAAUGGCUCACCUGCAUGGUUUGUGUAGCAGGUCAGGGUUAUGAGUAUUUCAUGUUGUGAAUGCUUUAGUUUUAUGUAAAAAUUAUAUAUUUGGUAUAUCAGAGGAAUGAGAAUUGAAAAGGGAAAAUAGUCCAAUGAGAGCUUAUCUCUUAGGUUAUGACAUUUCAUUUAUAAAGGCUUCACACACACACAAAAUAAUUGCUUGAUACUUCUAAAGAUAUUUUUACAUGUGUAACUUUGGGCACAAUUUUGUUGGGUAUUAUUGAAUAUAAAAUAUUUUUUCCUCUAUAUUCUAAAAGUGGGGGGUUCUUAGCAGUACUUUUUCUUUUUACAUACUGUUCUUCAAAAAUCAGUGUUUUUUUCUGAUAAAACUUGGAUUGCCACAACAUUAGUCAAAAUUCCUUCAAAUAUACUUUAUUAACAAAUACAAUUUGGAUUUUUCUAGGAUAUAGUAUAUCAUUUACUAUAUCUGUAUUUAAGCUUAAUGCAUAUUUAAAAUCCAUAAAACAUUCCCUACUUGAAUUAUCCUGCAGUAAAGUGGUGUAGGAUGAAGAGCAGAAUGUUUCUGUAAAUGAACAAUCUUUUUUUCUUCUAUUGGAACAUAUGUGGAGUUGGAGUUGGUUUUAGAAUGAGUGCAUUACAUGAAUCCAGAACACUGGAAUCAGUAUGGGUCCUUCCCACACCCUGAUCCAGUGGCAGGAAUGUGUCCCUUACGUAGCAGAUUGGCUUGAUGAGAGGCAUCUAAAUUAAACCUCCACAUGCAGGGCUGGAGCCAAGGUGAAAAAAAUAAUAAAAUAACUGUACAUGGAAGUCUUUAGCAGAAGUAACUUGCUAAUGUGAGGUAAGAGGAAAUAAUGAGGACCUGGACAGAGCUGGUAGCCCCAUUGUUCCCCUACCUGGAAGGUGACUAGCAUGCAUUGAUUUUUUUGUAUAUGCCUAUAAUGAAUUUGGGAAUUGAACCAUGUAUCCUAGUUCAUUAAAAUGCUGUGCAAACACGGAAUAGGGAUUAUCAGGCUCUUUUGGCCCAUAACCAAUUCCGCCCACUUUGAAUACAAAAGCAAUUUUAGCUUGAGGGUCUAUCUGAUCAUCACAGUUAAAUUGUUUUUAUGAUCAGGGUGUAAGACUAAUUUCUCUUUUUGCUGUUGGCCUUCCCAACUGAUCUCCUGUGCUCGUGUAAUUUUAUUAAUGUUCUGUAUCAUCAGAAAAGGGGCAUAUGGGAGAUCUGGUAAUUCAGAAAGUGUGUGCCGCUAGCCUUCUACAAGAGUUUGAAUUGAGUGUCCAACUGCUUUAAAUUGCUGCUAUUUUUUAGUUCUUGUAAUUGGAUUGUUUUAUUUGUAUUUUAAUUUUUUGUAGUUUUAAUUAUAUUUUGUAAGCUGCCUUGGGAAGGCUUUGCCCUGAAAGGCAGCAUCUAAGUACUUUUAUAUAAGGCUGCAAUCCUAAUCCCAAUUACCUGGGAGAGAGCCCCACUGAAUUCAAUAGGACUUAGUUCUGAGAAGGUGUGGUUAGGAUUCCACUGUAAGCAUGUUUAAUGAUGUGUGUUAAACUUGAGACUCAGCUCUCAUAUGUUGAGGUUACUGUGGGUACAAUUCCUGGAUGUAUAUGCAUUUUGGAAACAUUAGAAAAAGAGCAGAAAAUAGAACAUGCAUUUAAAGCACUGAGAAAGCUGGAACCUGUUGACAGAGGGUUGUAUUGUGAAACACAAGCUUUUGCUUUACUUAAGGAAAUAACUAUUUUUAAACAUUUAACUGUAGAUCAAAUAAGUAAGAUCUUUGUCAUUUUCACAAAGAACGCUUGUUUUGCUACUCCAAUCUUUACUGAUA
Messenger RNA from Rhineura floridana, 14967 nucleotides. RefSeq names its product ribosomal protein S6 kinase A5 (gene RPS6KA5). Gene Ontology annotation, biological process: protein phosphorylation; intracellular signal transduction; regulation of DNA-templated transcription. The transcript has 17 exons. Gene Ontology annotation, molecular function: magnesium ion binding; ATP binding; protein serine/threonine kinase activity. The coding region runs from base 378 to 2750 and encodes 790 amino acids. NCBI's taxonomy places the organism in Eukaryota, Metazoa, Chordata, Lepidosauria, Squamata, Rhineuridae. The record is from RefSeq and is a predicted model, not a curated record.